Molecule: messenger RNA, 2165 nt
Organism: Brassica napus (rape)
Lineage: Eukaryota; Viridiplantae; Streptophyta; Magnoliopsida; Brassicales; Brassicaceae
Product: probable WRKY transcription factor 61
Exons: 4
Coding region: 263-1822 (519 amino acids)
Biological process (GO): regulation of DNA-templated transcription
Molecular function (GO): DNA-binding transcription factor activity; sequence-specific DNA binding
Source: RefSeq, a predicted model, not a curated record
UUACUAAUUGUUGACCAAAAACAAACUGAUUACUGUUAUUAAAAUUAUAAUUUUGGAAUAGAUCGUUAAACCAAAACAGGAGACGGUAAGUUUAUAUUAUAAUAUACAGAAAUGAUAUUCUCUGAAUAUUAAUUUAAGAAACUUGCAUAUUUCGUGAAUUAUUUAAUUGGUAUAGUCAAAGGAUGUAUAGGUUGCAUAUAUAGAAAUCAGAAGUUCCGUGAACAAAUUUUGAGAGCUUACAAAAAGAAUAUCAAGGAGAAUAAUGGAGAAUGAAGAUUUCUUGAGAAGUACUGUUCAUGGAAGAGAAGAAAGACAUGAGGAGAAGAGAAAACAUGUUUCGUCUCACGAUGAUUCGCAUCAAGAACAAGACCAUAUAAUAAGAUCCAAGUUGGACUCAAUUAGAGUCGAAAUGGAGGAGGCUAAAGAGGAAAAUCGAAGGCUAAAGUCAUCAUUGAGUCGGACAAGAAAGGAUUUUGAGAUCCUGCAAACACAAUACAACCAAUUAAUGGUGCAACAUGAAGACUGGACAAAUAAGUUCUCACCGAAAGGCCAUCAUCAAGACAAAGAAGAUGAAGACAAAGUAAACAUUAGCGAGCGCGAGGAACUUGUUUUGUUGAGCCUAGGUAGACGGUCAAAAUCACCGGUUCCAAGUGGCUCAAUGACGAAUCAAGACGAAAAGGGGAAAGGCUUAAUGGAUGAAACUGGUGAUGGCAAAAAAACUGAUGAACAUGAUGAAGGGUUAAGUAUGGGAUUUGAAUACAAGGAUUUGAGUAAUCCUAGUGAGAAGUUAGAGAUUGACCAUAGUCAAGAAAAGACGUCCUUGGAGGUUAAUAGCAGUAAUAAGAUCCCAUCAGAGAAUAGUUUCGGGUUUAAGAAUGAUGGAGAUGAUCAUGAAGAUGAAGAAGAGCUUUUACCUCAGAACCUUGUUAAGAAAACUAGGGUUUCUGUGAGAUCUAGAUGUGAGACACCUACGAUGAAUGAUGGAUGUCAAUGGAGGAAAUAUGGUCAGAAAAUAGCUAAAGGGAAUCCAUGUCCUCGAGCUUACUAUCGUUGUACCAUUGCACCUUCUUGUCCCGUAAGAAAACAGGUACAAAGAUGUUCAGAAGAUAUGUCUAUUCUUAUCUCAACUUACGAAGGAACACACAACCAUCCACUUCCCGCGUCAGCAACCCCCAUGGCAUCAGCCACUUCCGCCGCAGCCUCCAUGCUCAUCUCCGGAGCCUCCUCCUCCGGCGCAGCGGAUCUUCAUGGCCUUAACUUCUCUCUAUCCGGCAAUAGCAUCACUCCGAAACCCAAAUCACCGUUCCUCCAAACCUCUUCUUCUCCUUCUUCUACAGGCCAUCCCACCGUCACUCUAGACCUCACUGCCUCCUCCUCGUCGCAGCAAACGUUCUUAUCAAUGCUCAAUAGAUUCAGUGCUUCUCCUAGUAAUGUCCCAAGAUCUAAUAGUUAUCCUUCGACCAAUCUCAACUUCUCAAACAACACCAACACAUUGAUGAACUGGGGUAGUGAUAGUGGUAGUGGUACUCGCAAUGAGCAAUACCGUGCAGCUUUCGGCAACGUUGGCACCCAUCAGCAAUCACCUUACCGCUAUAUGAUUCAAACUCGAACCACCGGGUCAUCUUUUGACCCGUUUGGGAGAUCGUCUUCAUCUUCUACAAAUCCUACUCAUCAAGUGCAAUCUUUACCGGCGGAAACAAUCAAGGCGAUCACUACUGAUCCAAGUUUUCAAUCGGCUCUUGCGACUGCUCUAUCUUCCAUCAUAGGUGGAGAUUUAAAGAUGGACAAUGUAACUAAAGAUGAAGCCGGGAAGAGCCCUUAAAAAAGUGCUAUAUAUGUUCUUUAUAUAAAUAUAUAUAAUACCCAAUAACUUCGUAUAUGGAUCUAGUUUUACUAGUUUCCUAGGUCAUAUAUACUUUGGUUGCUUAAUCAUAGUCUUAAUUAACCGGACCUCGUAGUCUGGUGGUAAAGGAACCUCGGCUGAGGUGCCCGCCAUCACGAGUUCGAGCCCCGGCCACGAGGGGUAUUUACAUGGGCUGCCUCUCGCCUUCCAGACCACUUCGCGUAACCAGGGGCCCUUAAGUGGACGCUUAAAAAUCCUGUAAUGGCAUGGGCUCAGGCCCGGUGGGCUAGUCGAUCACGCAAAGUGGUCGGAUACUGGACUA